AUGGAAGUCACCAAGAUUGCAACCUUCGGCCUUGCACCCGUGGCCAUCGAGCCGCUGGAAACCUUCUACCUGGCCGCUCUCACCGAGAUCCAAGAAACCUACAACCGACUGCCUGCCAUUGCUGAGCUGGACUUGAAAUUCACCCCUAUGUCCGUUCCAUCCGGGACGGCCCGGGGAAGUCUUGUCUUUCCAUUCCUCCUCUCCGCAACCGAACGCACCACUCUCGACGAAAGGAAGUCGGGAUUUGCCAACGUAGUGCAUGCCUUGUCGACACAGACUUUGGUUGGCGGGAUGAACUUGGAAGUCAAAGUGGUAUUCAAGCUUUGCAUCUGCUGA
This is a messenger RNA of Aspergillus uvarum CBS 121591, 336 nucleotides long. RefSeq lists its product as uncharacterized. The transcript has 3 exons. NCBI's taxonomy places the organism in Eukaryota, Fungi, Ascomycota, Eurotiomycetes, Eurotiales, Aspergillaceae. The record is from RefSeq and is a predicted model, not a curated record. The coding region runs from base 1 to 336 and encodes 111 amino acids.